This is a messenger RNA of Vicia villosa (hairy vetch), 659 nucleotides long. Its product is annotated as actin-related protein 4A. The coding region runs from base 1 to 294 and encodes 97 amino acids. Lineage: Eukaryota; Viridiplantae; Streptophyta; Magnoliopsida; Fabales; Fabaceae. The record is from RefSeq and is a predicted model, not a curated record. The transcript is spliced from 3 exons.
AUGUACGGCGGCGAUGAAGUUUCAGCUAUAGUAAUUGAUCUGGGUUCACAUACGUGUAAAGCUGGUUAUGCCGGAGAAGAUGCUCCCAAGGUCGUGUUUCCUUCUGUUGUUGGAGCUAUUGAUCAAAUGGAUGUUGAUGAAUCACAUGAUCCUAAAAAGAACUCUGGCUCUGGUGAAUCAAAGAACAACAGUAGAAAUGUUGAUAGUAAUAAAGCCAAGGGAAAGAGGAAAUUAUAUGUAGGAUCUCAGUCCUUGGGCUACCGUAGAGAUUUUAUGAAGGUAAUUCUUUUGUAAUGUCUUCUUGAAUCGUGAUUAGUUUUUGAAAUAUAGCUUUCAAAUUUUAUAACUAAUGUGAGAUGUACUUAUCUUUUUAUUUCAUCAUGUCAGGUACUGUCUUCACUGAAGGAUGGACUUUAGGAUGGACUUGUUGCUGACUGGGAUAUUGUUGACAGUAUUUAGGAUCAUGCCUUCAUGUUUAUACCGAUGUUAUAAUCUGUCUAUGAUAGUGUGCUGAAAAGAAUAGAGAAAGGCCAAAGAGACUGUAAAAGAAACCAUUAUAUACUCCAUACACUAAAUGAAUUGAUUAUUUGAUAGAAAAUUCUGUUUCUAUAGAGCUUAAUGUUAAAAUCAUGUAGCUGGCCCUAUCUAGUGGAAUAACG